AUGUACUCAGCGCUUGGAUUAUGUAUAGCACGUUCUGUCACUGUUUAUGGUUUGUAUUGGCAGUUUCUGGCCGUGUACACCUAUUUUUGGUAUCUGCAUUGUUUAGCACUGCCCAUGUCCAUUUCCUUGAAUAUGCUUUUUUGGGACCUAAGCCUAUCUUUAGCCAUGAUAAUACUCCACGAUCCUCACAGGAUUAUAAAACCGCUCACAAGGAUAAUAAUUCAUUUAAUGAUAUCGGAAGCCGAACAAAUGUCUUCAAAAUGCCUAUUUAAGAUGUCUAAACACGUAAAUCAGGCCUUUAAUCGCAAAUAUCUCUCAAUCUAUCGCUAA
Molecule: messenger RNA, 330 nt
Organism: Vavraia culicis subsp. floridensis
Lineage: Eukaryota; Fungi; Microsporidia; Pleistophoridae
Exons: 1
Coding region: 1-330 (109 amino acids)
Source: RefSeq, a predicted model, not a curated record